This is a messenger RNA of Zerene cesonia (dogface butterfly), 999 nucleotides long. RefSeq names its product probable ribosome production factor 1. The coding region runs from base 136 to 978 and encodes 280 amino acids. The record is from RefSeq and is a predicted model, not a curated record. NCBI's taxonomy places the organism in Eukaryota, Metazoa, Arthropoda, Insecta, Lepidoptera, Pieridae. Gene Ontology annotation, molecular function: rRNA primary transcript binding. Gene Ontology annotation, cellular component: nucleolus; preribosome, large subunit precursor. Gene Ontology annotation, biological process: maturation of 5.8S rRNA; maturation of LSU-rRNA. The transcript has 6 exons.
GUCAUUAAUAAAAACGUCUCUCUCACAUGUUAUAAUUUGUAUUUUUGUUGAAAACAAAUUGAAAAAUACCCACAAAUUAAAACUAACGCUUUUAAGUACAUAUUAAGAACUAUCAGUUAGUACAUUUAAAGCAAAAUGGCGCGCGGUAAAGAAAAGAAAAAACGCAAGUUGGAGAAGAAGCAAGAAGGUGACGAUGUACCCAAAAAAGUGCCUCAUACUUUGGAGUCAUUACGAGAAAAAGAUGAAACUAUGCUUGCUAAUGUUGAGGCAGACGAGCAGGAUGAGGCACAAAAAGACAUGGAACUCGAUGAACUAUCAUCAUACUACGAAAACUCAUAUGAACCAAAAGUUCUUAUUACAUAUUCGGACAAUCCUCACACAAAAACUAGGAUAUUUGGUAAAGAACUUAUGAGGAUAAUACCUAACUCUAUAGCUAGGUAUCGACAGAGAUCAUCAGUGAAACGGAUAGUCCAGUCCGCAAUCCGCGAGCAAGUGACAGAUGUGAUUAUAGUGAAUGAGAAUCAGAAACAGCCCAACGGUUUCCUCCUCAUCCACCUUCCUAAUGGACCCACGGCACACUUCAGGCUUUCCAGCUGCAAGAUUACACCUGAGUUGAGGAAGGAUUAUAAGGAAAUAACCAAUCAUAGGCCUGAGGUGAUACUAAACAACUUCAGCACGCGUCUCGGUCUGACGGUGGGCCGCAUGCUCGGCGCGCUGUUCCACUACGAGCCGCAGUUCCGCGGCCGGCGAGCUGUCACCUUCCACAAUCAGCGGGAUUAUAUUUUCUUCAGGCAUCAUCGAUAUGAGUUCACAUCAGACGGCAAGAGGGCGAAGCUCCGCGAGCUCGGGCCGCGGUUCACUCUCAAGUUAAUAUCGCUUCAGCAAGGCACGUUCGACUCGAAGCGAGGGGACUACGAAUGGAUUAUAGCUGGGAGACGGCACCAGCUCGAAACAUCGAGGAGAAAGUUCUUUUUGUAGAAAUAUAUUUUUUGCUUUUAA